Messenger RNA from Punica granatum (pomegranate), 2687 nucleotides. NCBI's taxonomy places the organism in Eukaryota, Viridiplantae, Streptophyta, Magnoliopsida, Myrtales, Lythraceae. The record is from RefSeq and is a predicted model, not a curated record.
CUUCUCUCCCCGGGAAUCCCACACUCUGCUGAUUUAGCUCAUUUCGAGCUUGAGCCCCAUCCCUCCUCUCGGCUGCUUCGAUCUUUCUCAUUUCCGGGUCCUCUCCCGAUUCUUGAGAGUUCGCCACUGUUUUGAGCUGCUCGAUGCUACGGUUCAGUGGUUAAGCUGCUGUUUGAGUGGCUGCUCCGGGGAGUGUGACGGCAGAUUUGUCGAUUGAGGCGCUCUCUGGGAAAUUUUUCUUUUUCUUGGCUCCGGGAUGGUAUAAUCUCAGACACAGCUAUAUGUUCAACACGGCCAUUUCACGAAGUGGUGCAUCAGAUGAUAUCUGAUAAAAUUAUUAUGCCCGACCAGUGCCAUGAUGGGCAUUUGUCAAGCAAGAUGUAAAGUAUUACGGGUUCUUUGCAUUUUACUUCUCUAUGGCUCAAUCAACAACAGCUUGGCUCUCAGCCCUGAUGGUGAGGCACUUUUGAGCUUCAGAUCAGCAAUUGUCACUUCAGAUGGUAGCAUUCUUCAAUGGAGGCCAGAGGAUCCCGAUCCAUGUAGGUGGAAAGGUGUGACUUGUGAUUCAGAAUCGAAAAGAGUGAUAUAUCUGAGCCUUGCUCAUCAAAAGUUGAGCGGCUCGAUUUCACCUUACCUCGGAAAGCUUGAGCACCUAAGAAUUCUAACUCUUCGUGAUAACAAUUUCUAUGGGCCAAUCCCAUCAGAGUUGGGAAACUGCACUGAGCUGCAGGGAAUAUAUUUGCAGCGCAACUACUUGAGUGAUUCUAUUCCUAGCGAAUUGGGAAAUCUUUCAAACCUUGGACACCUGAACCUUUCAGGUAACUUGUUAAGAGGAUCUAUCCCUCCAUCACUCGGGAAGUUGAAUAAGCUUGUUACCUUCGAUGUUUCUGCUAAUUUCCUAGCUGGGCCAAUACCAUCAGAUGGUGUGCUCAUCAACUUUCCCGAAAGCUCAUUUGGAGGUAACCGUGGCCUGUGCGGUAAGCAAAUAAAGGUAGCCUGCAAUGGAGGAUCAUCUACAAAUAACAUUUCUCCUACUUCGGCACAAAAUCCAAAUAUGAAGAGGAACUCUACGCGUCUACUUGUUAGUGCAUCAGCAACAAUCGGCGCAUUGCUUCUGGUGGCUCUUAUGUGUUUCUGGGGUUGCUUUUUGUACAAGAAGUUCGGUAAGAAUGACAGCAAAGGUUUUGCAAUAAACAUUAAUGGAGGUGCAUCAGUCGUAAUGUUUCAUGGAGACUUGCCUUACACCUCAAAGGAUAUUAUUAAAAAAUUGGAGACAUUGACAGAGGAAGACAUUAUAGGUUCUGGGGGUUUUGGAACUGUAUAUAGACUUGCAAUGGAUGAUGGCAAUGUAUUUGCUUUGAAAAGAAUUGUUAAGAUGAAUGAGGGCUUUGACCGCUUUUUUGAGAGGGAGCUUGAAAUUCUUGGAAGCACAAAAAAUCGUUACCUGGUGAAUCUAAGGGGUUAUUGCAAUUCUCCUACAUCAAAAUUACUGAUUUAUGACUUCCUGCCUGGUGGUAGCCUUGAUGAAGCUCUUCAUGAAAGAGGUGAGCAGCUAGACUGGGAGACGCGCCUCAAUAUUAUUCUUGGAGCAGCAAAAGGACUUGCUUACCUGCAUCACGAUUGCUCUCCUAGGAUUGUACAUCGUGACAUAAAGUCUAGCAAUAUUUUGCUAGACGCAAACUUGGAGGCUCGAGUAUCUGACUUUGGGCUUGCUAAGUUGUUAGAGGAUGAAGAAUCUCACAUUACAACAAUUGUUGCUGGAACAUUUGGUUAUUUAGCUCCAGAGUACAUGCAAAGUGGUCGAGCAACUGAAAAGACUGAUGUGUACAGCUUUGGAGUCCUAGUUCUAGAAAUAUUGAGCGGUAAAAGACCCACUGAUGCUGCUUUUAUCGAGAAGGGCCUCAAUAUUGUUGGUUGGUUAAAUUUUCUAGAAAAAGAGAAUAGGCAACGUGAAAUCUUAGAUCCUAACUGCGAGGGGGUGCAACUGGAAAGCCUUGACGCCCUCCUCUCGAUUGCAAUUCGAUGUGUCUCCAGCCCUGAGGAGAGGCCCACCAUGCACCGAGUGGUCCAGCUACUCGAAUCCGAGGUCAUGACCCCUUGCCCCAGCGACUUGUAUGACUCCAACUCCGAAUGAAGAAGAACCAACGCGUGAAGGCAUAUUCAGAAACUUUUGUGAACUAAAACUUUGGUGAAGUCUGGAAGAGAGCAGGAGCAAGUGAACAUUGAGCUGAGAUGGAUCUUUCUUUUUACCACUUUUCGUUCGUGCAGAGCCAAUUUGCUGAUCGAGUCCUUGCUCCUACCUAUUUCAGCAUUGCAUGAUCGCCGGAGAAUUCAGAAUUCCGUUCAUGGUGCGGGGUAUGCAUUCAUCCCCUCUCUCUCUCUCUUUCUCUCUCAAUCAUUUUUGUGUUGUGCUUCCAUCAUUUGUAAUUCCCUUGGGCAUUUGUUGAAUUCAAACUGUAUAUUGACAUUGUGUAAAUUUUCCCCAUUCGAGCUUCCCUUGAAGAAUUUCAUCCCAUCUGUUGGUGCCAUUUUUUGUAACAUAUAAUCCCAGAUCCAUUUAAGGUUCAAUCACUUGUACAUGGGGACAUCAUACAUGCUUCAGUGUUCUCGAAUAAGCAUUUGAUUUGUUCCGUGUUCUUUAAGCCAACAGGUGUGUUGUAGUCAAAUAUUCACUAGCUUGGCCUUCA